AGGUUUACUUGCCAACCAAACUGAAACGGAUCCUCUCUCUCUCUCUCUCUCUCUGUCGUCCGAGAAAAAGCAAAGUCGAAGUCAGAGAAAGAAUCUAUGGCUAGAGAGAUCGACAUGAAGAGGAAGCCGGAGAAGACGGUCAAGUUCCUGUGCAGCUAUGGCGGCAGGAUCCUCCCUCGCAAGUCGGACGGCGAGCUGCGCUACGUUGGAGGCCUCACCAGAGUGCUCGCCGUUCAUCGGUCCAUUUCUUAUUCCGAGCUGAUGGCGAAGCUGGUGGAGUUCUGCGGAUUCUCCGUCACUCUGAGGUGCCAGUUGCCCGGCGGAGACCUGGAGACCUUGGUCUCAGUCAAGUCCGAUGAGGAGCUUGCGAAUCUGUUGGAAGAGUACGAGAAGCCGUCGAAGGAAUCAUCAUCGACUGCGCCGUCGCCUAUGAAGAUCAGAGCAGUCCUGGCGCCGCUCGCCAAGGAGGCGGCUUCCGUCUCCCCCCGGCCGUCCUCCUCAGCCUCCAGCUCCGACUUCUCUCCCAACCACUCGCCGAGGUACUGUUCUCCGCCGGCGGGGCCGUCGUCUCCGAUCGGGUUUCAAAACGGGGCGGGGAAAUUACGCUGCUACCCCUGCUAUGGUCCCGGGCUGCUGCCCCCGCCUCGGGUGCUGUGCGCUGCCCCAUGCUGCCGCAGCCACGGGCAGUUGAGUCAUCCGAACCGCCACAGAAUCUGGACGAAUUGAUUGAAUGUUAGAAUAUUUUACAUGGAGAGUAGGAUUAGGAAUCAUGCACAAAAUGCUUGAGCAAAACAAUCUGGUCUGGAAAUUGAGAAUUUGGGAUGUGAUUGUUUCUUGAAGAACAGGUAAAUUAAUGGAACAGGAUCGAUCAUACAUGAUUUGCCCGUUA
This is a messenger RNA of Punica granatum (pomegranate), 889 nucleotides long. Lineage: Eukaryota; Viridiplantae; Streptophyta; Magnoliopsida; Myrtales; Lythraceae. The record is from RefSeq and is a predicted model, not a curated record.